UUCUGAUUGUUAAGUUAAUCUUUAAUUUAUUUAAUAGGGUAUACAAGAUAUUGAUGCAGUAAAACAAGCAUUAGAUAUAAUUCUACUUGAUGAUAAUUUAAAUUCAAUUUUCAAAGCUGUUAUAUGGGGUCGUAGUAUUUAUGAUCCAAUAGCAAAAAUUUUUCAAUUUAAAUUAAUUGUUAAUUUUGUUACUCUACUUUGUGUUUUUAUUGGAGUAUGUAUUGUUAAAGAAUCUCCAUUGCGUAUUGUAUAA
Rotaria sordida is the source of this 253-nucleotide messenger RNA. The record is from the annotation of a GenBank genome assembly. Lineage: Eukaryota; Metazoa; Rotifera; Eurotatoria; Philodinida; Philodinidae.